Molecule: messenger RNA, 3596 nt
Organism: Aricia agestis (brown argus)
Lineage: Eukaryota; Metazoa; Arthropoda; Insecta; Lepidoptera; Lycaenidae
Gene: for
Product: cGMP-dependent protein kinase, isozyme 2 forms cD4/T1/T3A/T3B
Exons: 11
Coding region: 215-3373 (1052 amino acids)
Biological process (GO): protein phosphorylation
Molecular function (GO): ATP binding; cGMP-dependent protein kinase activity
Source: RefSeq, a predicted model, not a curated record
GCUAUCGCGAUUGGCCGUCGCGUGCUCUAUGUCUCGCGUUCUAAAUUUAAAAGUCACGAUAACUUAAGUAACAAUGAUUAAUCGUUCGAAGUAACUUGAGUUAACGGGACUAUAAAUAAAUAAUGGCGGUAUUGUUACCACAUCUUCAAGAAGUGACAAACACGGAUACAUUCUGGAUCAAAAUUGAGGCAUCCCCGAAGAGCCUAAGGUCAUUAUGAAAAUUAAACAUUACCCAGGAAAAGCGGUCAUGGAGGACCCCUGGCUUUCCAUCGAUGACAGGACUAUGGACCUCGUCUAUGCCGCUAAUUGGGUUGGAGCGAAAAAUCUCAACAGUUACAAAAAUGAUACUCAAUCAUCCAAAUCUAAAUUUAACUCUGUGUCGAGAAGUAAAUCGUGCAAAGACGUCGGUCGUAGUGUUGAAGACGAAGACAGUCAUAAUGGUUACCUAGAAAACCACAACAAUAACAGCUUCUCCAGUACUAAUCUAUCGCCACUAGCAAAAUAUCAGCAGGACAUCGAGAAAAAGACUAAAGAAAAUGAUCUGUUACUACAAAAUAAAUUAAAACAUAGCUUUAGUUUUAAAGACAUGCCAAACGGCUACAAGCCAUCGACGCUGAGAAGAGUAAAGCGAAGGAACUUCACGGAAUGGGACAUUGAUUACUUUAACUCAGAAGAUGCUCAACCUACCGUAUCCGCUUUUAGAAAAGAUUCUAUUAAGUAUGCACAUAGGCAAAGAAAAGUAGAUUCGAAAAAGAAUAUUCCUCUUCCUGACCCCGGUGCAGCUCCGGUAGAUCCAUCGUCAGAAUCUUAUUAUGAAUAUUACGCUAGAGUAAGCCAGCAAAAUAAUGAUACUGAUAGUGAUAAAAUAAAAAAUUUAAGCAAAGACCAAUCACAAAAAGAGAGACAUAAAAAUGGCACAGUACGUGGUUUCGGUAACGGAACCAUGUAUCAAUUAAUAAACACAAUGGCUACGCUAGAUCUAGCAUCAAUAAAAUCGCGGCCUGCAAAGCCAAACCCUGACAUGGAUUCUGAAGCGGAAGAUUUGGGUCUAUACAUGCAUCCGAUCAACGAAACAUCACGCGAUCGGCUUCCUGAGCAUGUAAAGCAAUCAGAAAUGUUGCCGAAUCAUGUGCAAAAUGGACGCAUAGAAAACAAGUCUAGAUUUAAUUCCAAAUCGUUACGUGUCAAAAGUGAAGGUAGAGCACCGCUGAGAGAUUAUCUCGAUCCGCCUCAGUACGACAACCCAUACAAUGGUGUCACAGUCACUCAACCAAAAAGAAAUCUCUCACCUAGUGAGCAACUCACGUUGAUGCAAUACGACAUGUCACGGGGCAAUCUACCUCCUCCAGUAAAUUCAAAUGGAACUAAUUUGAGUGUAAGAGCAGACAGUGAAUAUCGGACUGCCAAUAGUGUCUUUAAACAUUUAAAACCUAAUAGCCACGACAAGUUGUAUAAUACUGUUAGGGUAAAAAGUGAUACGGUUAGAGUAAAAAGUGACGAUAGAAAUCGUUACAACGAUAGUUUAGCGUUUCGUAAUGGAUCUCCAAAAAAUGGUGUGAGUGAUGUAGUAAAUGUGUUCUCUCGGAGUGCAAAAAGUUCGUCUAGCGGAUCCGACUCGGACUUUUCGAUACCUAGGCCGAAACUAAUUGUGCCGGUGCAUACAUACGGAAUGAGAAAACGAAAAACGGGAAACCUUUGUCAGCGUGAAAGUAACGCAAACGAAUCAACUCUAGAUGCUGGUGUGUUACUCGACGUUACGCGUCUCGAAGAUGAUAAAAAAUCACCAAACCCAGAGGGCCGAGUUGAGGUGUCCCGGGAGAACAAAUACCUCAGCACGAUGGCGCCAGGCAAGGUGUUCGGUGAGCUGGCCAUCCUCUACAACUGCAAGAGAACAGCCACCAUUAAGGCGGCGACCGACUGCAGACUGUGGGCGAUAGAGAGACAGUGCUUCCAGACCAUCAUGAUGAGGACAGGGCUGAUACGGCAGGCGGAGUACACGGACUUCCUUAAGAGUGUACCAAUCUUCAAGAACCUUCCAGAAGACACCCUGAUCAAGAUCUCGGAUGUGUUGGAGGAGACGCACUACCAGAUGGGAGACUAUAUUGUGCGACAGGGAGCCAGGGGUGAUACCUUCUUCAUCAUCUCCAAGGGACAGGUCAAAGUUACCCAAAAACCUCCGAACAGCAACGAUGAGAAGUUCAUCAGAACUCUUCAGAAGGGAGACUUCUUCGGCGAAAAGGCUCUACAAGGGGAUGACCUUCGGACGGCAAACAUCAUCUGCGACUCCCCCGAGGGUACCACCUGCCUGGUGAUAGACCGGGAGACCUUCAACCAGCUCAUCUCCACCCUGGACGAAAUCCGCACCAAGUACAAGGACGAGGGCGACGAUAGACAGAGGCUAAACGAGGAGUUCGCGAACCUCCGUCUCUCUGACCUUCGCAUCAUAGCCACCUUGGGUAUUGGCGGCUUCGGCCGAGUGGAGCUCGUCCAGAUCCAGGGUGACUCCAGCCGGUCAUUCGCCCUGAAACAGAUGAAGAAGGCCCAGAUCGUGGAGACCAGGCAGCAGCAGCACAUCAUGUCGGAGAAGGAGAUUAUGUCAGAGAUGAACUGUGAAUUCAUAGUGAAGUUGUACAAGACGUUCAAGGAUCGGAAAUAUCUCUACAUGCUGAUGGAGACCUGCCUUGGUGGAGAGCUGUGGACUAUUUUGAGAGAUAAAGGCCAAUUCGAUGACAGCACUACAAGGUUUUACACAGCAUGCGUCGUCGAAGCUUUCCAUUACUUACAUUCUAGAAACAUUAUUUAUCGCGAUCUCAAACCGGAGAACCUACUGCUUGACUCGAAAGGCUACGUGAAGCUAGUGGACUUCGGUUUCUCGAAGAAGCUGCAGGCGUCGCGCAAGACGUGGACCUUCUGCGGCACGCCCGAGUACGUCGCGCCGGAGGUCAUCAUGAACCGCGGACACGACAUCAGCGCCGACUACUGGUCGCUAGGUGUACUAAUGUUCGAGUUACUCACGGGUUCACCUCCAUUCACGGGCGCGGACCCCAUGAAGACGUACAACAAGAUCCUCAAGGGUAUAGACGCCGUGGAGUUCCCGCGCUGCAUCACACGCAACGCCGCCAACCUCAUCAAGAAGCUGUGCCGCGACAACCCGGCCGAGCGGCUCGGGUACCAGAGAGGAGGGAUCACGGAGAUACAGAAGCACAAAUGGUUCGACGGCUUCAACUGGGAGGGCCUGGCGCAGCGCACGCUGGAGCCGCCCAUCAUGCCGACCGUCAAGUCCGCCAUCGACACGCACAACUUCGACCAGUACCCGCCCGACGCCGACGAGCCGCCGCCCGACGACCUGUCAGGCUGGGACGCCACGUUCUAAGCCUGACGGUUCAUGCCACACGGAAUUUAUGUCAAUGCAGCUCUGGAUUUAUGUAUAGACAGUAUAUGCCGAUAGACCAUCCCAUGCCAUUCAUUAGGAGAGCUCUGGAUUUAUGUAUAGGCAGUAUAUAGGCUAUGGGCGGCAGCGUCCUAUGGCGUCAUGGGGGGAGCGGCAGAGUUCGUUCGUACAUAUUAUGGGCGGCAAAAUUGAAAUGGCCUAUACU